Boleophthalmus pectinirostris (great blue-spotted mudskipper) is the source of this 1353-nucleotide messenger RNA. RefSeq names its product growth/differentiation factor 10-like. The coding region runs from base 1 to 1353 and encodes 450 amino acids. Lineage: Eukaryota; Metazoa; Chordata; Actinopteri; Gobiiformes; Gobiidae. Gene Ontology annotation, cellular component: extracellular region. The transcript is spliced from 3 exons. Gene Ontology annotation, molecular function: growth factor activity; cytokine activity. Gene Ontology annotation, biological process: SMAD protein signal transduction; BMP signaling pathway. The record is from RefSeq and is a predicted model, not a curated record.
AUGGGCUCGCGCUGUGAGUUUCUGUUGUUGUUGUUCUGCGCGUGGAGCGGAUCCGGCGCGAACCUACGCGCGGAAAACAAGCGCAGCGCGAAACACCUGAGCGGGGCGCACCUGAGCGGGGCGCACGUGCGCGCUCCCGACACGCUGACGGAACACAUGCACACGCUUUACGCCAAGUACGCGCGCGCGGGAUACGCGUUUAAAGACGGAAACACCGUGCGCAGCUUCAAAGCGAACUGGGGUUCUCUUGGGGGUCGACAGGUGCUGACCUUUGACCUGACGUCUCUGACCCUGUCGGAGGCGGUGCUCUCGGCGACACUGCACUUCUACACCGGGCACCUGCCGCACACCAGGCGACAGGUGCCCCUGCACGUGUGGAGCUUUGAGUCGGACCACGUGCACGCUCCGGGUCACGCGCACGCUCCGGGUCACGCGCACGCUCCGGGUCACGCGCACGCUCCGGGUCACGCGCACGCUCCGGGUCACGCGCGCUUCGAGGUGUGGGCGGGGCGUGAGGGGGCGUGGCAGUGGCGGGACAUCACCUCGGUGGUAAACCGGGCAAAGGGGCGUGGCCAGCUGCUACUGGGGGUGGAGCUCGGCUCUCGCAGACAGGCGCCGCACCCGCCCUACGUCCUGGUGUACGCCAACGACUCCGCCAUCGCCGAACCCGACAGUCUGCAGCGCCACCACCUGCCGGCGCCUGACGCCUCAACGCCCCCUCAAAACGCCACCGAAGCCCCACCCCCUCGCCGACGUCGCUCCGUCAACCUCCUGUCACCUCUGCACAACAACGAGCUGCCCGAGGGGGACUACCCCCGGCAGGACCGCCCCUGGCAGGAGCACCACCGGCAGGAGCACCCCCGGCAGGAGCCGGCGGGACCGAAGCACAAACGGCAGAAGUGGGCGGCGCCCGUGACCAAGCCGCCGCGCCGGGCAAAAAACAAAAAGAGUGCGGUGGGCGGCAGCCAGAAGGGGGCGCUGCUGCAGUUUGACGAGCGCACACUGAAGAAGGCCAGGAGGAAGUGGGCGGAGCCUCGGAGCUGCGCCCGCCGACACCUGAAGGUCGACUUCGCCGACAUCGGCUGGAACGACUGGAUCAUCUCCCCGAAGUCGUACGACGCCUUUUACUGCAGCGGCACCUGCCACUUCCCCAUGGCCAAGACGCUGAAGCCGUCGAAUCACGCCACCAUCCAGAGCAUCGUGCGGGCGGUGGGCGUGGUCCCCGGCGUCCCUGAGCCCUGCUGCGUCCCCGAGAAGAUGUCCCCCCUCAGCAUCCUGUUCUUCGACGAGCAGGCCAACGUGGUCCUCAAGGUCUACCCCAACAUGAGCGUGGAGACUUGUGCCUGCAGAUGA